Molecule: messenger RNA, 1836 nt
Organism: Alnus glutinosa
Lineage: Eukaryota; Viridiplantae; Streptophyta; Magnoliopsida; Fagales; Betulaceae
Product: probable serine/threonine-protein kinase PBL19
Exons: 5
Coding region: 358-1641 (427 amino acids)
Biological process (GO): protein phosphorylation
Molecular function (GO): ATP binding; protein kinase activity
Source: RefSeq, a predicted model, not a curated record
CAGAAUUGAGUUUCCUCUGAAACAUUGGCACGUUGAGCUGAAAGAACUAACUUGUGUUGAAUUCUUCGAUAAAAGAGGGAAGAAAAAAGGGUCUGAAUAAAUCUCUCUACAGUAGUUUCUGGUCCACCGUCCCAACCAAUCCAAUACAAGACCGAACAGAACCCAGAGAGAGCAUUAAUUCAGUUUUCAGACAGAGAGAGAGAGAGAGAAGCAAAGCAAGAAAAGAAAUAUACGGAACUCUACUCCGACACCAUAGGGAAUGGAAUACAUAGUUGCAGUCCUUUUUCAGGGUUGAUCCAAUGGCAGUGAAAAAAGACAACAUUUAAAUUUAGGAACUUGGCUGUUAAAUUCCAUACAAUGAAGUGUUUCUACUACUUUAAGGACAAAUCCAGAAGCAGGGAACGAAGAUCAGCACCACAGUUGAAAGAGCAAGGAAAAUCUGAUACUUCUGGAGCUGAUAGGGUCACUAAGUCUUCAUGCUCUGUCUCUUCCAUUCGUAGUAUACCGGAACUGUAUGAAGAGAAGGCUCAUAAUUUGCGUGUCUUCUCGUACUCGGAGCUCAGACAGGCGACAAAUAAUUUCAACAGGCUGCUUAAGAUUGGUGAAGGUGGAUUUGGGAAUGUGUAUAAAGGUUCAAUCAAUCCUGCUGAGGGGAAGGGUGAUCCAAUUAUGGUUGCCAUUAAAAAGCUCAAUACGGAUGGCUUACAGGGCCACAAGCAAUGGGUGGCAGAAGUUCAAUUUCUUGGUGUUGUGGAGCACCCAAAUCUCGUUAAACUCAUAGGAUACUGUGCUGUUGAUGGAGAAAGAGGGAUUCAGCGAUUGCUUGUAUAUGAAUAUAUGCUGAACAAAAGCUUAGACGAUCAUCUCUUCAACAAGGUAUAUCCAGCUCUUUCUUGGAAAACGAGAUUGCAGAUAGUACUGGAAGCAGCUCAAGGACUAGCUUAUCUGCAUGAAGGAUUGGAAGUUCAGGUAAUAUUUCGAGAUUUCAAGGCCUCCAAUGUGUUGUUGGAUGAGAAUUUCAAACCAAAGCUUUCGGACUUUGGGCUUGCUAGGGAGGGACCAGUGGCUGGGAGAACUCAUGUUUCAACAGCUGUGGUAGGAACGUAUGGGUAUGCUGCUCCAGAUUACAUCGAGACCGGUCAUCUGACCAGUAAGAGUGAUGUGUGGAGUUUUGGUGUGGUAUUGUAUGAGGUUCUUACAGGCAGGAGAUCAUUAGAAAGAAACCGCCCAAAGGGAGAACAGAAUCUUUUGGAAUGGGUGAAACAGUACCCUGCUGAGGGUAAAAAGUUCAACUUGAUGAUGGACCCCCGACUGGAAAACCAGUAUUCUAGCAGUGCAGCUCGAAAAAUUGCCCUGUUAGCUGAGAAUUGUUUACUAAAGAGCGCAAAAGAGCGGCCGACGAUGAGUCAGGUGGUAGAGAGAUUGAAGCAGAUAAUCCAACCAUUUGAUGAAGAUAACCAUUCCGAGAAAAGUCCAGAGUCCUUCGAGAAUGAGACGGUUGACUCGGAUAAGACAACGAAGAAAAUGAAGCCUGCAGAGUCGUGGAAAAGGCGAAUGACCCAACUGGAAAAACUGGGUGAAAAUGUGGAGGGUGCAAAUAGAAGAAGAUUUAUGAUCAUGCAGAGGGCCGAAGUGAAUUAAUAGCUUUACGCCCUGCGAAGUUUCAUUUUAUGAAGCGUGCAAAGUCAGAGAGAUAACUGCGAGUAAGGUAGAAAGAUGGGUUGUUUUAAUUUUUUUUUUUGUACAGGCUUUGGAAUGAGACAUUUUUAUGACAGGCUUAUGUUUGCUUUUCUUCUUUCAUAGCUUCUUCAACAUAUAAUAUGCUUUUCUGAAUCA